UCAAAAUGGCGGCUCGUGAACAGAUCUCGUUCAGAUCAAAGCCUUCUUCUAUCCUUACCUGAGCUCAGAAUUUUAUAUAUUUCGUAAAGAGAAAUACUUGAAAUGGAGCUUAAGGCAUUUGUGGAGAAAUGUAAAGAUGAAGGGCAUUUCAUAGAGAUUUUUAACAGUGGAAAUCACGACAGACUCUGUUGGAAUGGCGGUGCGAAACAAGAAGACUUGGCAAUUUCUUUGUCCCAUCACUAUGACAGGAUGGCGGCUGAUGACCAAUUUGAAGCCAGCAUCGAAAAGACGUGGACUGAUCUUAAGGAGAAAAAUCCCUUCCUUUUCAACGGUUCUAAAUUUCGUCUUCAUGGCGUAAGGAACGAAGCCGGAGAUUCACUGUCUCUUCUGUUAGGACAGACUUGUUAUAGAGAUUAUGUUUGUACAAACAUGAACGACAAGCAUUGGGGAUUUUUAAGAGACUAUGGCAAACGUGAAUACGCCAACGAACAUGCAUGUUUUUCUGAUGCAUUGGGUGUUGGUUCUGUCGUGGAAACAAGUGACAGUAAGUUAAUUUUUAUUAGAAGAAGCCAUCAAGUUUAUGAAGAUCCAGGUCAUUUAGAUACUCCAGGAGGACACGCAGAACCCAGUGAAGUUAAAAAGACAAAUAAACAAACUGUGAACAAAAAUGUGGUUGAUAUUGAAGAUAUGGAUGGCAAGGCAGUGGUGUACGAGUUGUUUCAUUCUAUUGUGCGAGAAGUCAGAGAUGAAGUCAAUAUUCCAGAAGAAUACAUCAGUUGGCCACUUUUGACUGGAAUUUACCGCAAUCACCGCACUGGACAGAAACCUGGGGCUUGUUUUAGGAUCAGAUGCUCUCUCAAAGGCGAGGAAAUCCAUGAGUUUUAUCACAAGGGUGGACCAGAGGCAUAUGAAUCAUCCCAGCUGCUGUUGGUGGACUUAGCUGAAUUCCAGAGGGGCAUGGCGUCUUCUCAAGUCAAGGAGUUGUUCAAGGAUCUCACUCCAGGAUGUAAAGCAUGUCUGUAUUUUUACUUCAACCUACAAACUAACUUUACUGUAUGAAAAGCCCCGCGCAGAAAGUAUUCUGGAAGAUUAGCAGGCACUACACUUUCGUAAUGAAGGCUAUUAGUGGGACAUGCAACACUGAAGGCGAAAUUACUAAUUUUGACAAUGAAUUUAAGAAAGAC
Messenger RNA from Pocillopora verrucosa, 1184 nucleotides. Its product is annotated as uridine diphosphate glucose pyrophosphatase NUDT22. The record is from RefSeq and is a predicted model, not a curated record. Gene Ontology annotation, molecular function: GDP-mannose hydrolase activity. Lineage: Eukaryota; Metazoa; Cnidaria; Anthozoa; Scleractinia; Pocilloporidae.